Messenger RNA from Perkinsus marinus ATCC 50983, 200 nucleotides. RefSeq lists its product as hypothetical. The record is from RefSeq and is a predicted model, not a curated record. The annotation marks the transcript as partial. The transcript has 2 exons. Lineage: Eukaryota; Perkinsozoa; Perkinsida; Perkinsidae.
CAACUCAUCGUUAUAGGAAGUACUUUGCCAAAGUACUGAAUAAUGCUCCUGAACUAAAAGGAAAGAAUACUCAUAUCAUUGUGAAUAGCCUCAUCAACUCAUCAUCAAUAACAAGAGAUAAUCCUAAAUAUCAAGAUGAUCUACCGAUGUACUUAGUAAAUAACAUGACUAUUGAUAUUAUAACUACAAUGCAGGAUUGA